GCCCAGUUGAUUUGAGCACGCAGGCAAGAGUUAUUUUGUGGGUCUCGCAAUACUUGACUGAGUGCAGUUCAAACGUAGUUACUUGAUUUCAACGUUUCUGUGAAAGGUAUCAGCUAACAGAAAGUAAGUUGUCACAGUGACACGCCGUGCGAAUUAGUUAGUCCGUCAGUCUAAUUUCUGUUCGCUUGUUUGUUGUCCACUUUUAAUUUAUUUGUUGUGACUGUAUCUGUGGGAAUAUUUAAUCAGCGACAACAUUAUGUCAAAUCUCCGGCCUAGACUUUGUGUUUUAGGAAAGGGGUCGAAUGGCUACGGCUUUCAUCUGCACGGUGAGAAAGGGAAAACCGGACAGUUUAUCCGACUCGUAGAACCAGACUCUCCCGCCGCCACGGCCGGUCUCUUCGCCGGGGACCUACUGGCGUUCGUUAACGGGGACAGCGUGGAGACGGAGAGCCACCAGCAGGUCGUUGCCCGGAUACGAGCCACAGUGGGCAGCCUCGAGCUGAUCGUGGUUGACGCUGAGACGGCGGAGUUACUGAAGAAGCACAGCUUAAAGUGCCGUAAAGAGUAUGUCACGGAGGGCAUCCCGUUACCGGUCAACGAGUUGGACCAUGGGGAUGCAGCGAAAAGCAACGGGACCUCGAGAGAGACGACCCACACACCGGCAGAGAACGGAAACCUGUCCCUACAGAGGCUGAGUGUGAGCUCCCAGGACUGGAAGGCAGAGCUGCGUCCUCGUCUGUGCUCCAUGAAGAAGGGUGCGACGGGCUAUGGCUUUAACCUGCACAGUGACAAGUCUAAACCAGGCCAGUACAUCAGGGCUGUGGACGAGGACUCUCCUGCUGACAAGGCUGGCCUCAAACCCCAGGACAAGAUAUUACAGGUUAACAGUAUGUCAGUAGUAGGGAUGCAGCACAGUGAGGUGGUAGCAGCCAUCAAGGCCGGGGGAGAUGAGACCAGUCUACUGGUGGUGGAUCGUGAGGCAGAGGCUUUCUUCAACAGCUGCAACGUCAUUCCUACUGAGGCCCACCUCACAGGACCUCUUCCUGAACCUGUGUCAGAUGGAGGAGCAGAGGAGGAGGUCGAGGUAAAGUCUAAGGUGUCCGUAAGUUCGUCUACAUCCAGUGCCUCCUCCACUGCCUCUCUACCAACAGCCACUGCCAGCACCCCUCCACCAGAGGUAAAAUUCCAGGCGGUUCCGGCUAAGGAGCCUGAUGUAGGCCUCGCCCUCAGCAUGUCUCUAGCCCAGGCCAAGGAGAGGGCUCACCAGAAACGCUCAGCCAAGAAAGUCCCUGCCAUGGACUGGCGCAAGAGGAACGAACUCUUCAGUAACCUAUAAACCACAUAUUUCCUUCCUUCUUUCUUUCUCUCUUUUGCUCUCUCCAAACUCUCGGGUGUACACACACACACACAAAUAUGUGAAAGCAGUGUUAUUUUUCGUGAUUUCAUGAUUUUCAUCAAGUGCUAAUUUAGGGAUUUUCCACUUAUAAUAUAUAUAUAUAAUAUAUAUAUAUUUUUAAACGCCACUCCUGAAUAAGAAACAAUGUAAUUAACAAUUUGAAGCUGGAAAAACAAUGUACAGUUUACGUCUAGUAGAGCAGGAUGGUGACAAAAUAAGAGAUUUAUGAGAUACAGGGAAAAUGAUAAAGAAUAAACAUUGCUAGAAAGUGUCAAGGUGUGUCGUUGAAUGUUGUUGUCAGUCUUUUAAUCUGCAAUCUGGUUGGUUGGAGGUCACAAAACAACCUUGUAAAAUCAUGAGCUAGCCAAUAGCAAGCUGGAACUGAUGGAGCUUUGUGGAUGACUGAAGAUGAAUCAAUCUUAUUUCCAGAGACUUUCAAGCUUUAGUACUUCUGACUAGAUGAACAACAGACGAUCUGUUGAAUUCUUAGCAAUACAAGACCAUUGUCUUAGCAUUGAUCACUUAAGAGGUCUACAUGUCUGUUUAGCAAAUAUCACUGAAUUUGUUCAGGAAUUGUAUCAUUCUAAUGCUGACCACUGGUUUACUUUAUGGUGUGAUUGAUGUUUACUACCCUUUCUGUUUGAAGAUGUUGUCAUGUCAAUUCUUAGAAUGUAGAACUCAUUCCGGAUGGGGAAUUCAAAAUACAUUUAAAUUAUGUUCUAAAUGUGUCAAUCAGUCAUGGUCAUAUCAUAUGUGGUUCUAGAUUUUUGAAUUCAAAGUUAACCAUUCUGUCCAAACCGGUGUUCAAUCACCCCUAUUGUAAAAUCCUAAAUAGAUUUUCACUUUAUAUUUGUAUCAUCAUGAUUCAAAUUUUUUUCCUGCCAUUGUCUCAACGUUUUAAAGAAUGACAUGAAAAUAUAAUUUUUCAUGUUUCUUUCAUUUGAUUUGUACAUAGUGAAUUAAGUCUUAAAGAAAGAAAUCCUCAGUUUGUUUGAUUGUUUCUGAAUCUCUCUUGGUUGAAUGGAGUGUUAGCCUACUGUACAAUGUAUCAGUCAGUUCCUACUUUAUGUGUCGGUUAGCUCUGGUCCAGGGCGUAAGUGGUGCCCUGGACCAGAGCUAUGUAUCAGUCAUCUGAACCACAUAGGCGCAAUAGUAUAGACCAGGGAUCAACUCUGGUCCUGGAGAGCUAUUGGUUGUGAAGGCUUUUGUACACUGUACACUGGUAGAAGGGCUGAGUUGUAUUGACGAGGAUGACUGUUAUAAAUUUGGGACCAAA
Coregonus clupeaformis (lake whitefish) is the source of this 2672-nucleotide messenger RNA. RefSeq names its product Na(+)/H(+) exchange regulatory cofactor NHE-RF1. The record is from RefSeq and is a predicted model, not a curated record. The transcript is spliced from 6 exons. Bases 257 to 1336 code for a protein of 359 amino acids. Gene Ontology annotation, molecular function: protein-membrane adaptor activity; signaling receptor binding. Gene Ontology annotation, biological process: protein localization to plasma membrane. Lineage: Eukaryota; Metazoa; Chordata; Actinopteri; Salmoniformes; Salmonidae. Gene Ontology annotation, cellular component: apical plasma membrane.